CUUUUUUACAAAUAGUAUUUUAUUUAACUUAUAUUAGUUAAAAUUAUGGCAUGAUUAAUAAACAAACUGUAUAACAUUUUGAGCUCCACAUGUACAGUACCCUAAAGAUUCGAAGGUAGAUUUACUCAUUCCCAAUUGAAUAGUUGUUCAAUCUGAAUGAUGCGAAAUUAAUUCAAACAUAGUGCCAAAACAAUUAAUUUGAAUUAAUGGCCUAUAAUCAUUUGCUUUUUUUGAUGAUGUUUUUUAAAAGACAAAAUUUAAGACAUACGACUAAUAAUACAUAAUAUGUUAUAGCAUAUUUCCCAUUAUAUAAAAUAUAGUGUUUAUUUAUGUUUGAGCUCUGGUGGAUCCAACAUAAAAUGGCGUUUGAAAAUAUUUUUACACCCUCAAAAUUUCAAUUUACCAUUAAAUUCCCGUGGCCCGCCACAAUGUCAAUUCUGUCAUAUUUAUUAUCAUUUAUCACAUUGUGUAAUCUUUAUAAACGUUGGAUUUGGUGAAAUACAAAAUAAACAAAAUUUGAACUAAUUAACUCGUCGGCCGUCGCUUAUAACAUUUUGAGACUAGAAAAUGUAUUCGAGUCACGGUAAUCACGGUUAACAAGUUGAAAUCAUUUGUCAAAAUCAUAAUUAUUCGUUUUAAAAAUUACAACUAUAAAAAUCCGAUUCAAUGGCGGAGACGCCAAGAAAUAAUAGAUUGAAUCCCCUUGUCGGGAAAUCGUCUCCCGCACACGAAGUUAAUAUUUAUGCUGGACGACCCGCCCAAGGCCACAGUGGAAAUUUGACAGGCAAUCGGCGUAUACUGAAAGAUACUGCAGCAGACAUAUUCAAUGGAAUGCAAAAUUGGAAACAUCACCAGGAUAAAGGCUGUGUAGUUAUUUCAAAUAUUUUCAAUAUGCGCUUAGAACUGCCAAAUGUCAAGUUCCCGGAUCGAUUAAGCGGUUAUGUCAGUGAACUUAAACAAUUAUGUGAGCAAAUGGCAGAAAUCGUUGAAGGUUUCCAAACGAAGCUUAAAAAUCUCACCGCUGUAUCAGCUUUAGAAAAAUCUAGUUCAGCGCCAUUGUUUAUAUCUUGGACAACAGAACACUUUUGUAAAAUUACUAGAGCUAUUGUAGAAGCAUAUCAACAAGAGCUAAAGCUCCAUCAAAGUCUGCUUCUUAGAAUAGCAGAUUGUACGGAUCCUGAUGUUUUGUUGUUUUACCUUUCCUGUUGGACUCAUCAGCCUUAUUUAGAUAUUAGUCUAGAGAAACAAGCACAUUGUAUGAUCAAAGAAACAGGACAUGUUUGAUUAAAUUUAUUAUAAUAAAUUAUGUUUUAAACAAUUGGUAAUGUUUAGAGAAAAAAAUAAUGUAAUAUUAACUUAACAAAUAACAACUAUUAUGCUUGAGAAAACUGGUUUAUACAUUUAAAAUGUUGGGAACACUCUCUUUUGCACAUUUUCCUACAGACUCAAUAAACUUAACAAAGCCAGUAUCUUUAGGUUUUUCCAAACCUCUCAGUAAACGGUUUUUCAUAACUGCUACAAAUUCACGGUUGCUUAGUUGGCCAUCGACUGAAAUAGUGUUUUUUUUUUUAAAUUAAUUUAUUAAAUUUUUUUUCCUAAGUGUAAAACUUACGGUUUUCAUCAAAUAUCGUAAAUAUUACGUUAAUCACAUGAUCUUCUAGAUCGACAUGAGCCACAGUUUUUGCGACAUGCUUAAGUGUUCCUAUACACGAAUACAAUUUUUUUUAAUAAAAAAUUUAACAAAUUAAUA
Molecule: messenger RNA, 1750 nt
Organism: Adelges cooleyi (spruce gall adelgid)
Lineage: Eukaryota; Metazoa; Arthropoda; Insecta; Hemiptera; Adelgidae
Product: cyclin-dependent kinase 2-interacting protein-like
Exons: 6
Coding region: 667-1284 (205 amino acids)
Source: RefSeq, a predicted model, not a curated record